Molecule: messenger RNA, 1651 nt
Organism: Juglans microcarpa x Juglans regia
Lineage: Eukaryota; Viridiplantae; Streptophyta; Magnoliopsida; Fagales; Juglandaceae
Product: probable pectinesterase 67
Exons: 5
Coding region: 122-1183 (353 amino acids)
Biological process (GO): cell wall modification
Molecular function (GO): pectinesterase activity
Source: RefSeq, a predicted model, not a curated record
CCAAACAACCACACCCCAAAAAUGAACAAAAACCUCUUCGCUUAAGGAGUACCUCUCAUGACUGCCCUUUUCAAGAUUCAACCUCCAACCUCUUUUUCACCAGAAGUACUGCACCACCCCCAUGUCUUCCUCUUCUUUUCCUGCUUCGACUCUCCAUAAAGCAAUUCACAUUGCCAUUGCAGUCAUUUUCGUCGCCUUCAUCUCUUUUCUGGAUCAUGUCAAUGGCUUGGACGCCGGCCAGACAGUCAUUGACUCUCCUUUAUUGACACAAAAGAUUGGCACCAACCGCACGAUCAUUAAGGUCGAUAUUAAUGGCGAUGGGGACUUCAAAUCCGUCCAGGCAGCCAUUGAUUCUGUUCCUGAAGGCAACUCUCAGUGGGUUAUCAUCCAGCUUGGGAAGGGGGUUUACAGAGAAAAGGUGCACGUACCAAAAAGCAAGCCCUAUAUAUUCCUGAGAGGAAAUGGGAAAGGAAGAUCAGCUAUUGUAUGGGCCCAAAGCUCUUCUAACAACGUGGAGUCUGCAACUUUUAAGGUCGAAGCACCCCACUUCAUUGCCUUCGGGAUUAGCUUCAAGAAUGAGGCUCCCAUUGGGGUUGCUUAUACACCACAGAAUCAAUCAGUGGCAGCAUUUGUUGCUGCAGACAAAGUAGCAUUUUACCACUGCGGAUUCUACAGUACACAUAACACUCUCUUUGAUUACAAAGGAAGGCAUUAUUACGAUAACUGUUACAUCCAAGGCUCAAUCGACAUCAUCUUUGGCAGUGGCAGAUCCCUCUUCCAUAGCUGUGAGAUCUUUGUUAUUGGAGACAGGAGGGUGGAGAUUCAUGGAUCCGUCACAGCUCAAAUCAGGGAAAGUGCAAGCGAGAAUACUGGGUUUGUGUUUGUCAAAGGAAAGGUUUAUGGUGUUGGUGGUGUGUAUUUGGGGAGAGCUAAAGGUGCCUAUUCCAGAGUAGUUUUUGCACAGACAUACCUCUCUAGGACCAUUGUACCUCAAGGCUGGACCAAUUGGAGUUAUGACGGCACUACAGAGAAUCUAUACCACGCGGAGUAUAAGUGCGAGGGACCAGGAGCAGACUCAACACAGCGUUCUUCGUGGUCGAAACAACCGAGCGAGAAAGAGGUUACUCCUUUCCUAUCUAUAGAUUACAUUGAUGGCCAGAAAUGGCUUCCAGUUUGGCUAUGAAGUUCGCCAGAACUAUAAUGAGUAGAAAAAAAGCUAGCAAAAUUGUUGUGCGGCUAAUAAAUCAUUAUCAUGACUCAUGAAGUACCUUUGAGUUAUAUGAUUCACGUGAUAUUACGCAUUCUUCUGACCUUAAUCAUCAAAGUUUGUUCGAAAUCAUGAGAUCAUCGACCUUUUAUCCUACAUACAGUUUUAAGCUAAUUUGGUGAAUCGAGGUAGCACCAGGCCAGCUGGGGCUCGAGCUGCCGAUAAGGGUAUAACCAAAUCAUAUCAUAUUGUGCAAUGCGAGUGCAGUAAUGUAUCGUACUAACAUUUUUAAUUUAAAAUUCAUUAAUACGUCCAUGUAUAUCAUGUGUUUCUUCUGGUUCUAUAUGCUGCCUUGAAACCUUAAAACUAGAACUUUUUUUUUAUGGCAUUGGAUUCGUACGUACGUAACACAUUAUCUCAUAGCCCGCAUAGUUCUACUAAGUU